CGGCGGCGGCGGCUGGACCGGGCGGAGCGUGGCGUGGCUAGCGGGCGUUAUGGCCAAAGGCAGGAGCAAGAUGUCCAAAGCCAAGCAAGGCAGAGGCGGCGGCGAGCAGCAGGCGGCGGCGGACUGCGCCGAGAAGCGGGGCCCCGGCCGGCCCAGGAUGAACGGGGAGAACAUAUUUUCUUGUCAGUCCAAAAUCCAUACCUAUCUGAGCCCGAGCAAACCUCCGGCGGUCCGGCCUCCACUUCAAGAAGAAAACUCGGCCACGCAUCACGAGGCAAAGUGCCUGAGCAAAGCGUCCCGGGAAGAGGACGACAGGAUCAAUAUUGGCCAUGCAGCCGACGGUGCUAUGAAAUCCGAGGGCCCGAAUGACAAAGCGGCUGGCUGUGAGUCUCCAGCGUCCGCCUCCGACACCAAACUAGAAGCCACUGCGUCUCCGGAAGCCCUGCCCUCCAAGACCGUUGACACGGCCAGCCAAAGGCCAGCCCAGAAGAAGGGCAUCUCGUCGAAGGGCGGCCCCAAGAGAAAAGCCCAAGGGAAAACGCAGCAGAACCGGAAGGUUACAGAUUAUUACCCUGUACGAAGAAGCUCCCGGAAGAGUAAAAAAGAAUUGCAGAUCGAGGAGAAGAAGCAGAUAGAUGAAUUGAUAGAAAGUGGGAAAGAAGACGGCAUGAAGAUCGACGUCAUCGCCGGCAAGGGACGAGGGGUCGUUGCGACCAGGCCGUUCAGACGGGGCGACUUCGUGGUCGAAUAUCACGGGGAUCUCAUUGAGAUCACAGACGCCAAGAAGCGGGAGGCCGCCUAUGCCCAGGACCCGUCCACUGGCUGCUACAUGUACUACUUCCAAUUCCUGAGCAAAACGUACUGCGUCGAUGCCACAAAAGAGACGAAUCGCCUGGGAAGACUGAUCAACCACAGCAAAUGUGGCAACUGCCAGACGAAGCUGCACGCCCUCGGCGGCAUCCCGCACCUCAUCCUGGUGGCUUCCCGGGACAUUGAAGCAGGCGAAGAGCUCUUGUACGACUACGGGGACAGGAGCAAAGCGUCCCUGGAGGCUCAUCCGUGGCUGAAGCACUAGCCGAGGGCCACCGCUCUGGCGCUGGCACAAGCCUUCCUAGGUGCGCCGUUUUCUUUGCAAGAGGACUUGAUGGCUUUGUUUACAGCUCUUGUGGUAGAGAUCCCUCCCGAAGUCUGCCUCAUAAGGAAGGCUUCAGGCGCCUGUUGCUGGGGCGUCUCUGUGUCUUUGGCUGAACAGACUUCGAGCAGAAUUCCAGGUUAUAUUGUUUUGUAUGUAUUGGGAUCAUCUGGAUCCCCUCCUCCUCCUCCCCUUCAUAUAAUAAGAGAUUUAUCCGAGCUUCCAGACAGUGCAUGUGGAAACUAAUAGGGAGGGGAUGCUCUUUUUGAGGUCUCUCCACGUUGGGGGCCACGUUUCUGCUCAUGGGGUGAAGGGGAAAAGAGGAUCCUGUUAAAGGCCAGGGCCAGAAUCAGGUGAGCGUGGCCCGGCCUGGCCCAACCCAGCCCAGCCCAGCCCAAUUUGGGGGAUGUCUGCGGAUACCUGUUCCCCUCCUCUGCUUCGGGAUGUGUGCUAGUUGCAUUUAGCAACCUUGGCUGGGAUGUCUCUUGAGUUUUGCAGGUGCCUGAAGGGAGCGGUCAGAUCCCGCCACCGAGAGGAUACCCAGGAACUCCUCGGUCAGCGGCGACUGUGUGGGCAGAGGGGCUUCCCCACUGGCCUUUCAGAAGUCGCCCACUGUGCUCCCGUCACUGGCACCACAGCCUCCUUUUCGGUCAGGAGGAAGAAAACCUGGGUGAGACCGUCCAGGGACUUGACUCAGUAGUGCCCAAUUUUUACGUCCGCUGGCAGGACGCCCUUCGGCCUUCAACCGAGCCCUGGAAAGCCUGAAGGUGGCCCAGAACGUGGCCAAUCUGUCGGACGAAGGGAAGUCUUGUCUGGGGGUUCUAGGGCGUCCCGAGGGAACGGAAAGGCUCCCUGUAUUUCACAGCCAAGUUCUGUUGACUGUCGUGUGGGGUUCUUGCCUUCCAAGGCCUUGGCUUCUUCUAGGCCUGUAAAAACCAUUUGCUCCAAAAUGCAUGUGCCAGGAAGUGUGGAAGGUCUUAGGGAAGAGCUGGGAGG
Elgaria multicarinata webbii is the source of this 2128-nucleotide messenger RNA. RefSeq names its product lysine methyltransferase 5A (gene KMT5A). The coding region runs from base 50 to 1075 and encodes 341 amino acids. The record is from RefSeq and is a predicted model, not a curated record. Gene Ontology annotation, biological process: regulation of DNA damage response, signal transduction by p53 class mediator; regulation of transcription by RNA polymerase II. Gene Ontology annotation, cellular component: nucleus; polytene chromosome. The transcript has 8 exons. NCBI's taxonomy places the organism in Eukaryota, Metazoa, Chordata, Lepidosauria, Squamata, Anguidae. Gene Ontology annotation, molecular function: transcription regulator activity; histone H4K20 methyltransferase activity; protein binding.